Anoplopoma fimbria (sablefish) is the source of this 3248-nucleotide messenger RNA. RefSeq names its product cell surface glycoprotein CD200 receptor 1. The coding region runs from base 247 to 1164 and encodes 305 amino acids. The record is from RefSeq and is a predicted model, not a curated record. Gene Ontology annotation, molecular function: signaling receptor activity. Gene Ontology annotation, biological process: regulation of neuroinflammatory response. The transcript is spliced from 7 exons. Lineage: Eukaryota; Metazoa; Chordata; Actinopteri; Perciformes; Anoplopomatidae.
UUCAGUUUGUCUGGAUGUGGUGGAGAACUCGCACUACUCAAAUUGUGAGCUCAUUGGGCAUAAAUAGAGAAAGAGAAAAAAAUAAUUGAUAAACUAGGGUAAAUGGUAGUCCGGGCAAAACCAGGGAACUUAGUUUGACGUUACUGUAGACAGAGUUCAGGACCGAGGAUUUAGUUAAAGACUUGAUUUGUUUCUGACUGGCGCCACAGGUUGCCAGUUUAAAGAGGAACCUGAAGACAACUGAAGAUGAGGAACAUGAUUUGGAUUUAUGCUGUGGUUAUCUUCUUGUUGUCUGAAGCAUGGAGCAUGGAUACAGGAACUAAUCAAACCACCCCUACGAACGCCACCACAGUUUAUGUUGUCAGACAUGAAACUUUCUUCCCGGGGAGUGAAGUUCAGCUGACAUGCAGCAAUAAGACAUGGGAUACAAUGCUGUUUGUUGUUUGGAAAAUAAAAUUGAAAGACAAAAAUGACUGUAUGAUAGCUUUUAAAAACGGUGGAGAAAGCGACGAUUCCUGUAAUGAUGGCAAAUCACUCCGAAACAAGUCCAACGCCCUGUCCUACCUUAACAUCCCAAACAUCUCAGAUACUGACGAGGGGCUCUACAAGUGUGAGUCGGUUUACUCAGGAGGAGUCAACCAUUAUGCCAUCAAUGUGGCUAUCGUAGUUUCUCCCAGUAUAUCAGCCUGGUUAGACCAUAAAGACAACAAGAUGUUUGCAGUGUGCAAGGCUGAAAGAGGAAAACCUGCUGCCAACAUCAGCUGGAGUAAUAUGGGAAACGCAUCUUCUGUGGAGACCGGCUCAGAUGGAUUUUUUACUGUAGAAAGUCGCCUGGAGCUCGUCGAGGGAAUGGACAUAGAAAACCUGAGCUGUGCUAUCAGGCACCCAAACUGGAAAGGGGAAAAGUUUUUGGUACCAAAACACGAAAAAGGUUAUUUCCCUUGGCUGUAUGUCCUUAUUGUUGUUGUAAUCAUCGUGCUUUUAGCAGGAAUUUCAUUCUUCGCAAUAAAGAAAAUAAUAACAUUGAGGCAAUGCCAGCAGCGAUGCCAGACCUCACCAUCCAAAUAUCCACCGGCAGAAGAUGUGGAGGAAGUGGAACCCUACGCCAGCUAUGUUCAACGUGUGAACUCUAUCUAUAACUCUUCCAUAGAUUUGUUCAGAUAAAACCCUGCACAUACAUCACACUCACACAUCACGCUCACAAAAUGGAAGGCACAUGGCUCUUUGUGAGAAACUGGAGGCUGUGAAACUGAGAAAUGGUUAAAUAGAGGACAGUGAGAUGAGAGACUUUGAUAAGGGAGGGAAGUCUCUCAGUUUGAAGUCUGCCUCAACUAAACUCUUGACUGAUGGAACAGGGGAUGUAUCUGAUGUUACACACUUAUUGCACUGCACAUGCAGCCCACUACUCUCUGUGUGUGGGUGUCAUGGAGGACAUUAAUAAUAACUGUAGUUACAAAUGCUAGGAAUUGCUGAGUUGGAAAGAAUACCGCCUUCAGUCAGACUCAGUAUGCCAAGACUACAGAACUUUUGACGUUAUCAUGAAAUACAUGGGCUACGAUUAUAUGAUCAUUAUUAUCAUUAUUAUUAUUAUUAUUAUAACACAUACAGUAUUUAUAGAUAAACUGUAAAGAGAUGCUCACCUUUUAACUGAUUAUUGCUUUGGUCAACCUAGUAAACUCCCAAUUAGAGAACACAGGUGUAAAAUUGCCUCGAGAUAAUGUGGAAUAUAUUAUGUGAGGUAUUCAUGUAAUGUAUAAUCAUGUAAUUGUGUGUGUUAAACACAUGUCCGAAUAGACCACUAGCUAAGCUCUAAAAGAUUAAAGAGAACACUAAAAAAUAGUAAAAGUAAACGACUGCAGGAUGUACGUUUUUGCUUUUUUCCCCACUGUGGUUAAUAUUUGAAAAAGGUUAAAUGUCGACUUUAAUAUCCUUUGCUGCAAACUGAUUCUUGCUUUAACUCCAACCUUGUGUCAGCCAUUUGAUGAUUAUGAGCAUCAGACAAUCCGAAUAAAUGGUGAGUUUUGGAAUUCGGUUCAAUACUCUCAUGAUGAGUGUAAACCCAUUUCUGAAAAAUUUAUUUAGAGGAAAUGGAAAUGGAAAAAGGACUGUUCUGCCAUCUGCUGGUGGAGAUCAGAACAUAGUCUCUGUUUGAAUUUUGCUUUUUAAUUGUAGUCUACAGCAACUAUAAUGUUACUCAAAUUCACACUGAAUAUUUAGUUGAACAGAAAAGAGGAAGCUGUCAAAUGCAUUUCUUCCCACAGAACAUGAAACACUUAGACUUUUUGUUUUUUACUCGUCUAUUUCUGGUGAACACAUUCACACGAUUUCCUUUGUGAAAUGUAACCAAGAACCUUAUCUAAGGUUUUGCUUUAAAAUAGAUUAUUGCCAUGAUUUCUGGAAUCACAAUUCCAAAUGAUUUCAGUGAUUCAAUUGAUUAAUACAACCGAAUAAUUAACCAAUGUGGUAAAAGGGGUUUUAAUCACUAAAAAUAUAAAUAAAACCACAAAGAAACAAAUGCAAUUUGCAGUAAUCUACACCACUUUACUUUUCCAUAUGCAUCCAGUCAAAUAUCUAGUUUUUAUUAUAUCGGGUGCGCAGUUGUUCUAUAGAGCAAUGUUUCUAAAAAUAAGCACAAAUUCCACAAAGCAGUUCAAGAUGUUUGUUGUUGGCAUAUUAACAUUGCAGUCUUCCAUCAUGGAUUAGAUAAUGUGGCAACGGCCACAACUGCACACACAAUUCUGCCAUUAUGUUAUACAAACAUUUGAGCUACAUGUUAGUCUGGGCAUAUACACGUUGUUAGUGAAGUCUGGUUUUAGGCAUUUUGACGUAGGGUUAAGUUUCUGCAACUGUUUGCUUUAAGGUGAAGAUAAAACUUUUAUCUGCAUAGAAAAUAAUAGUGACAGCAGAUGUGCUAUAUUAACUAUUUUGACUAUAAAUCACGUUGCAUAAGUGUUUUCUGAUACAGGGUUUUUAUAGCCGCCAUUCUUUUCCUUUCAUGGUGGAAAACAGCUCUCCUGCACAUACACCCCUUGCAAGGGAAAAAACAUUUGAAAGACAAAUGUUUCUACAAACAAAAACAAAUAAAAUGUUUUUUAAAGUUCAACACAAAGUGGCUUUAAGAUUACGAUUGAGAUUCUCAGUCAUCAGGUUGUGUUGUAGCUAACAGUGACUCUGUUUGCUGUUUUGGAGACAUUGCUGUGUUUUGGAGAUGUUCAAAAUAGAUAUAAACUCUUGCAUCAGUCAUCAAU